This is a messenger RNA of Momordica charantia (bitter melon), 639 nucleotides long. Its product is annotated as 2S seed storage albumin protein. Lineage: Eukaryota; Viridiplantae; Streptophyta; Magnoliopsida; Cucurbitales; Cucurbitaceae. Gene Ontology annotation, molecular function: nutrient reservoir activity. The record is from RefSeq and is a predicted model, not a curated record.
ACGCACUCCUUUCCCCACUUCCCAAUUUGCAAAAGAGGCUCCUCUAACAACAACGAUGGCCAGACUCUCAAGCAUGGUUGUCCUCUUGGCAGUUGCGCUGCUGCUUACAGAUGUGUACGCCUACCGCACCACUAUCACCACUGUGGAGGUGGACGAAGACAACCAAGGCCGCCACGAGAGGUGCCACCACAUCAGGCCCCGCGAGCAGCUCCGCAGCUGCGAGAGCUUCUUGAGACAGAGCAGAGGAUAUUUGGAGAUGAAGGGAGUGGAGGAGAACCAGUGGGAGAGACAGCAAGGUUUGGAAGAGUGUUGCCGACAGUUGAGGAACGUGGAGGAGCAGUGCAGGUGCGACGCGUUGCAGGAGAUUGCUCGUGAGGUACAGAGACAGGAGCGUGGUCAAGAAGGAAGUCAGAUGCUCCAGAAGGCUAGGAUGUUGCCAGCCAUGUGCGGAGUUCGCCCACAGCGAUGCGACUUCUAAAUGGUCUCUGUAAUGCCUACGCACAAUCGGACACGAACAGCACAUGGUCGUGUGCUUUGUAGUGUCGAAUGUUUGAAUAAAUAAAGCCUUAUAUAAAUAUAUGUAAUCGAGGCUGUUUUGCUCUCCUACUAUAUUAUCGUACGGUUUUCUUUGUGUGCAAA